GUGAUUGUGCUAUAAAAACAAUAAUUUUUCCUUCUGAUUUUGAUUUGAAACAGAAGAUUGUUGCUUUACCAUCUUAAACUUUGCAUUUCACUCCCCUUUUAAACAUUUUGAACGCAGCUGUAUGUAACGCGACGCUCCAAGCCCGCCGCACUGACUGAUGGGUAAACCAUAAAAGUUCAGCUUCUCUUUUACCUUCGCUGCCAUUCAUCCAAGUAGACUGCAGCAGUAAUAACCUCCUCGUGUGCCCACUCACGCACCCACCCACGCGCGGCCGGUCGGUGUAUCAGCCCACAUCAUCACCAGCUACUAUUACACUAGAGGGGAGCUGCUUCAGGUGGCGGCGCGCGCGUUGCGGGAGCGCGCACACAUACCGUGGGCUGGUCCGUUUGCGCACACAGCUGUGAUUUUUGGGGUUUUUUUGGGUGGUAAGAGGGACGCCUGUUAAGUUGCUGUCCUCGGUGUGGUUUGGAGAAGGAGGUUCAGUGGAGCAGCUUUCAGCGCCAAAAAGAAAAAAAAAAAGGAGGCUGAGUGAGGAGGGAAACAUAAGGAUGCUGAUCCAAGCAGUCAGCGGGAGCUGCAGCUUCUCUUCAUCAGCGCCAACCCGGGUUGUUCCGUUUGUAACUUUUUAACGAGCUGAAGUUCACCUCAGCUUGUUUUUUUUUUUUCUUUUUCCCCGUUACGUCCGGUUUCGCUCCGGUUCCGCCGGCCUCCCUGCCAUGGUGGCCGCAUCGGUCCACGGAGCGCUCCUCCUGUGCGCCCUCCUUCUCCAGCUGUUCCCGCUUCCCGGCGGACAGGCACCAAACUGCCAGGAGGUGCGCGCCGCGUUUCACGCUCUGCACCCCGGUUCCAAGUGGGUACCUGAAAGUCCGGUGUCAGGUGGAGAUCUGCAGGUUUGCCAAACCAAAGGCCCGACCUGCUGUUCCAAGAAGAUGGAGGAGCGGUAUCAGGUGGCUGCACGCAGCAACAUGGAGUCAGGGCUGCAGGUUGUCAGCGCUCAUCUCAAACGCCUCAUCAUCCAGAACGCCGCUAUCUUCCAAGAGGCCUUCGACCUGGUGCUGCGUCAUGGCCGUAACUCCACCCUGACCGUGCUGAAGUCGGAGUUCCCGGCUCUCGUCCCUGGAGCCCAGAGCUCCGUGGGGCAGCUCUUCCUGGACAUGUCGCUCUACAUCCUCGGCUCCGACUCCACGGUGGACCACAUGGUGGCGGCGUUCUUCGGCAAACUCUUUCCCCUCACGUACCGCCGGCUGCUGGGUGGCGGUGCGUCCGCCGCGUCUGAGGAGUGCGUGCGGGGAGCCUGGAAGGACUCCGGAGCGUUUGGGCCUUACCCCAAGCUGAUCAUGACCCGGCUGUCUCGCUCCCUCCUGGCCACAAGGGUCUUCCUGCAGGCGCUCAACCUGGGCAUAGAGGUGGUCAACACCACGGACCAUCUGCGGCCCAGCAGGGACUGCGGCCGGGCCCUGCUGAGGCUGUGGUACUGCCCGCACUGCCAGGGCAUGCUCAGCCCGCCAGCCUGCAGAGGCUUCUGCCAGACGGCGAUGCAGGGCUGCCUGGGGGGCGCCGCCGAGGUUCAGCCCCACUGGAGGAGCUACAUUGACGGACUGGGGAAGCUGGCAGGGGGCAUGAGAGGGGAGCAGGAUAUGGAGGCCGUCGUUCUCAGGCUGCCGUCGCUGAUUAAGCUGGCUCUGAAGCAGGCUGUGAACGCCCGCAGCCGGCUCAGCGCCCUGGUGAGCGGCAUGUGUGGACACGCUACGAAGCGAGCCUCCCGCUCCGUGGAGGCCCCGCCUCUCCAUCAGCCUCCCGCUGCGGCUGCGACCCGGGACACUCAGCCCUCAGACUCCGAUGAGACGCUGGCUGGACUCCGCAGGGAGUUCAUCACCAACCUGAAAAGCUUCAGCUCCUUCUACAGCGGCCUCGGGGAGGCGCUGUGCAGUCGGGAGCCUACCGCAGCAAACAACUCCCUCUGCUGGAAUGGGCAGGAGAUGACAGACAGGUAUGGAUUAAUAAUGGCAUUUAUUUCCGAGCGCAUCUGCUGGAAAAUCCACGGCGCCCGGUGCUUUUAAAGCGUAUCGGCUCACGAGCAGAUCCUCGAUCUGGCGGGUUGAUUUCACGUCUCGGAGCGCGUAGGUGACUUGAAGGGUAAGUUUUCCCCAAGCUGAAGGGCUUCCUCCUCCCCUCUCCUUCUCCUCCCACUGAGUGUGAGUGUAAAUCUUGACUUUGG
Poecilia latipinna (sailfin molly) is the source of this 2218-nucleotide messenger RNA. It is a transcript of the gene gpc3, whose product is annotated as glypican 3. Lineage: Eukaryota; Metazoa; Chordata; Actinopteri; Cyprinodontiformes; Poeciliidae. The transcript has 6 exons. Bases 717 to 2060 code for a protein of 447 amino acids. Gene Ontology annotation, cellular component: extracellular region; plasma membrane; cell surface. Gene Ontology annotation, biological process: positive regulation of canonical Wnt signaling pathway; regulation of protein localization to membrane; cell migration. The record is from RefSeq and is a predicted model, not a curated record.